AUGGAGUGGGCCCGCUGUGCCUCAACAAUAAAACCAUACCCAACUAUUUUGGAUUUUAGCAAAUGGCUCAAAGAUGUUGCUGAUUUGGUAAGAAUGGUGCAAACUACAAGUGGAAAUCGUCAAAAUAAUGAACCAAAAAGAAAAGUUGUCCUUCAUGCUGCUGAUGGUCAACGUAAACAACAAGAAUGCCCUAUGUGCCAGGCAAAUCAUAAAAUAUUUGAUUGUAGAAAAUUAGGUUCGUUAAGUGUGCCUAAUCGUUGGAGUGAAGUGAAAAAAAUGAGGUUAUGUUUUUCGUGCCUGGGUAGUGGACAUUCGAGUAGAUUUUGCCGUUAUCGAAAGACGUGCCCCGUAGAUGGUUGUCUAAGAAAACAUAACAAAUUAUUACAUGAUGUCAAGAUUAAUGAUGGUGGAAAAAAUGAGCUUUCGUCAGAGUCGCCUGCUCCAAGUGGUUCCACAAAUGAAAAUGAGUCUGUUCUUAGCUGUGUGACUAAAGCUGCAGAUAAAGGUGUGUUGUUGUUCCGAGUGGUGCCAAUUGUGCUUUAUGGUCGCAGUAACAAAAUUGAAACCUAUGCGUGGUUGGAUGAAGGUUCGUCGGUUACUAUGGUGGACAGCUCCUUGGUGAAGAAACUUGGUCUUCAGGGGCAUCAAAGUCAAUUGAAUUUAAAUUGGUAUGCUGGUAAGGCAUCGCAAGAAACGGCAACAGUGGUUGAUAUGCACGUAAGUGGAAUUGGUAAGCAGAGAAAAUAUGCCUUGCGAAACGUUUAUGGAGUUUCAAAUUUAAAAUUGCCGGCCCAAAGCUUCAAUAUGGAUUUAAGUCGCCAUCCUGGUUUGCCCAUUAAAUUAUAUAAUGAUGUUGUUCCCAAAGUUCUGAUUGGAUUGGAUCAUUGCCAUCUGGGACUUCCUGAUGAAAUUGUGUCUCUAGAUGAAAAUGGUCCAUAUGCUGCUAACACCCCAUUAGGGUGGGUCGUAUUUGGGAAAAUGAUGGGUAAGCAAGAUAGUGAAAAUUUGUGUCUUUUGUCAGUUCAGCCAGAGCAAAGACUCUAUGACUUAGUGGCAAAAUAUUUUGAAACGGAGAAUUUUGGUGUGAAAUUAUUGCCGGUCAUAGAAUCAAAGGAUGACUUACGGGCUCGGAAAAUUAUGAACGAAACUACAAUUAAGAUUGAUGGUAGAUUCCAAACUCGGCUCUUGUGGCGUGAAGAUGAUGUUGUGUUGCCUGAUAGCUACUCCAUGGCUCUAAAUAGACUUGUUGGUAUUGAGCGAAAGAUGAAUAGAAGUCCUGAAUUUGGUGCUGCCUACAAAUCCAUUAUGAAGGAUUAUUUGUCCAAGAGGUAUGUACGUAAAUUGUCGCCUAUUGAAGCUGCUGAUUUGUGCCCCAGGACUUGGUAUCUACCGCAUUUUGGAGUGAUUAAUCCUAAUAAGCUAGGAAAAAUUCGUUUGGUGUUUGAUGCUGCCGCAACUGUUGAAGGUGUUUCCCUAAAUUCUAAACUGCUAAAAGGCCCGCAGCAAUAUAAGCCGCUGUCAUCGGUUUUAUUUAAUUUUCGAGUUGGUGCUGUAGCAGUGUGUGGAGACAUCAAAGAAAUGUUUCACCAGGUUAUUGUAGCUCCUGAAGAUAGAUGCUCUCAAAGAUUUCUUUGGCGUGAAGACACUAGAGAACCACCUGAUUCUUAUAAAAUGCUCGUCAUGACUUUUGGUGCUGCUUGCUCGCCUUGUGUAGCCCAUUAUGUCAAAGAAACAAAUGCCCUUAGCUAUCGUGAUAAAUAUCCUCGUGCAGUGAAGUCGAUUGUUGAUCAUCAUUAUGUAGAUGAUUUUGUGGAUAUAAUUGUGGCUCUUAAAGGUACAGUGGAAAGUCCGGUGAAUUUUUCCAGCGAUGUCAACCAGCUACAAUCAGAGAAGAUACUUGGUAUGUAUUGGCAACUUAAAGAUGAUACUUUCAGGUUCAAUUUGAAGUUCCACAAUGUGAAUGCUGAUGUUAUAGAAGGUAUGAGGUGUCCAACAAAACGCGAACUUUUAAGUGUGGUUAUGUCUGUUUUUGAUCGACUUGGUUUCCUGAGCUACUAUAUGAUAACGGCAAAGUUACUGAUGCGUGAAGUUUGGAGACACAAUAUACGAUGGGAUGAUGCAUUGCCCGGAGAAUUAAACGAGAUAAAAGAUGUUCCUUCUCGCCUUGAACUACAUGUUUUUGUCGACGCUAGUGAAGAUGCAUUUGGUGCCGUGUCAUACUGGAGGUCUAUAAAUGCUGAUAACAAAAUUGAAGUGACUUUUGUAGCUGCAAAAACUAUAUGUGCUCCUCUGAAAGUGAUGAGUAUUCCUCGGCUCGAACUUCAGGCUGCUGUAUUGGGUACUCGUUUGAUGGGUACAAUUUUGAAGGAACAUUCCAUUAAGGUAUCAAGAAUCGUUUGCUGGAGUGAUUCAACCACCGUAGUUAGUUGGAUUGGAUCUGAAAGUCGAAGAUAUAAACCUUUUGUUGCCCAUAGAAUUACUGAGAUUCUUGAUUCUACUAGCCCAGCAGAUUGGAGAUGGCUGCCAACAAAUCUUAAUGUUGCCAAAGAAACUACAAGAAUGAAAAGCCAGGUUAAUUUUUCAGAUGAUUGCCGCUGGUUUACGGGACCUAAAUUUCUAUACGAAUAUGAAGAUGAAUGGCCAAAAACGCAAGAAAUACCUACUUGUAGCCUAGACACUGAAGAAGUUCGUCCCAAAUUUGCAUUGCUGGUAAAUACCCCUGUUGUUUUUGAAUUCGAUAGAUUUUCAUCAUAUUUGAAAUUAAAACGUACGAUUGCCUGGGUAUUACGUUUUAUAAAUCGUUACCAAAAAAAGAUUGGUCCUGAAGAAGGAAAUGGUUUAACUACUGCAGAGUUAAAAAGUGCUGACAUUUGUCUUUGCCGUCAAGCCCAACGAGAACAUUUUAGCCCUGAAAUUGAAAUGAUUAAAAAUGAAGGUACUUUGCCCAAAAGUAGUGAGUUGUAUGCCCUGACUCCAUAUAUGGAUGAAAAUUCAUUACUUCGAGUUUAUGGUCGUGUGGAUGCAGCUAGUUGGUUACCAUUGGAUAUAUGGCGUCCGAUUAUAUUACCGUCGCUUCAUCCUGUCACCGAGUUGUUUGUGGCCCAUGUACACGAAAAAAUGAAACAUCUAAACUUUGAAGCUACAAUUUCGUCGUACAUUGCCGGUGCCACCACUUAUGGCUUUUUGAAAGUCGCUUUCGAUUUGUCAACCGAUGCGUGUAUUCUUGCCAUACGCAAUUUUAUAAAUCGACGUGGCCUGCCUACAAGACUGAGGAGCGAUAAUGGUACAAAUUUUGUUGGUGCUGAUAAAUUUGCCAAGAAGUUCAGUGAAGUAUUUUAUGUGGCUCGAAUUAAAGAUGAACUUACAUCUAAAGGUAUAGACUGGCAGUUUAAUUGCCCACAUAAUCCUGCAGAAGGUGAAUCCGCCCCUCGUGAACACACACUGCAAAGUUUCCUGAUUGAAGCGGAAAAUAUUGUGAAUUUCCGUCCGUUGACACACUUGCCGUUGAGCCACGAAGAUGAAGAACCACUAACGCCUAAUCAUUUUUUGUUGGGUUGCCCUAAUACAACACAAACUCCUGCCGGAGCAAAAGACGAACAGCCUGUUGUACUAAAAAAUCAGUGGCGCAUUUCCCGUCAGCUACGUGAUCACUUCUGGAACAGGUGGAUAAAGGAAUAUUUGCCCACGUUGACUAGACGCUCCAAAUGGUGUCAACGUACGAAUCCUAUUGCUAUUGGUGAUUUGGUUCUAAUUUGCGAUCCAGCCGUGUCCCGUAGAGAUUGCAAACGAGGCAGAGUGGAAGAGGUGUUUAAAUGUAGAGAUGGUGUUAUUCGUCGUGCUGAUGUACGUACUAGUACAGGAAUACUAAAGCGACCUGUUUCCAAACUUGCUGUCCUUGAUUUGGAGUAG
Molecule: messenger RNA, 3909 nt
Organism: Calliphora vicina (urban bluebottle blowfly)
Lineage: Eukaryota; Metazoa; Arthropoda; Insecta; Diptera; Calliphoridae
Exons: 6
Coding region: 1-3909 (1302 amino acids)
Molecular function (GO): nucleic acid binding
Source: RefSeq, a predicted model, not a curated record